AUGGGAGUGGAUGAGAACGAAGAGGUUCCGGAUAGAUUGAGAAUUGAGUAUGACAGAGAUAAUCCUUCUCUCACAGAAGGUGUCACAUUCGAAUCAAUGAUGGAUUGUAGGAAUGCACUUGCCACUUAUUGCAUAGUAAAUGAAUGUGAUUUUGUGAUUGAUAAGAGUGAGCCCACUAGAUUGACUGUUCACUGUCCAGACAGGAGGUGCCAGUGGCGGAUGCAUGCUUCCUAUAUGCGGAAUAGCACAAUUGUUCAAGUCAAAGUGAACCCAUUUCCUCAUACGUGUGUAAGAUCAGGAGAUGCACAAAAGGCAGCUAAAAGCAGAUGGUGUGCCAAUGCAAUGUUGGAAUGGGUGAGACAGAACCCAAGCAUUGGUCCAUCUGAACUGAUAAAGAGGCUCCAUGAGAAGUAUAACGUGAGGGUGCCUUAUAUGAGAGUGUUUUAUGGCAAGGAAAUGGCCCUCGACAAGAUUUUUGGUCCAUGGAAGGAUAGUUUCAACCUAUUGUACACAUACAAAGCUGAAGUGGAGAAGGCAUCUCCAGGAAGUGUUGUAGAGAUUGACCACCAAACAGUGUCAUAUAGAGUGAAAGGCAAGACAAUGAAAAAGGAAUGUUUCAGGAGGUGUUUUGUUUCUUUCGAGGCUUGUUGGAGAGGGUUUAGGGCUGGAUGCAGGCCUUAUCUGGCAGUGGACGCAACUGCUCUAAAUGGAAGGUUCAGAGGGCAGCUAGUUGCAGCUUCUGCAAUUGAUGCACAUAACUGGCUUUUUCCAGUUGCUUAUGGUGUGCUAGAGACUGAAUCAACCGAGAGCUGGACAUGGUGGCUUCAGAAUUUGAAACAGGCUGUGGGCUUUCCGGAAGGAUUGGUUAUCCAUACAGAUGCUUGCAAGGGAUUAGAAAUUGCAGUAGACUUGGUGUUCCCUGGAGUGGAACAUAGGGAGUGCAUGCGCCAUCUUGCUGCAAACUUUGGCAAAAGAUUCAAGGGAAAGUUGUUUGACGAUAAUUUAUGGUCGGCAUCAUUGACAUGUAGUCUCAAGAAACAUAACUACCAUGUGAGCCAAAUGUACAGGAAGCCAAAAGUGAAGCCCUACAUGGAUGACAAACACACAAAGAUAUGGAUGAGAAGCAAGUUCAAUGAAUUAUGUAAGGUAGAUUAUGUGAACAACAACUUGGCGGAGUCUUUUAAUGCAUGGGUUAGGAAAAUCAAGGACCUUCAUGUGGUGGAUUUGUUGGAUAGAAUUAGAGUGAUGAUUAUGGCCAAGUUUGAGUUGCGCCAAAGAAUUGCAAGGGAAAGAUUUGCAGGUCACAAGAUAAUUCCAGUGGUGAUGACAAGGUUGCAUGAUAAAACAAGAGGUUUGAAAAUGUCACUCGUUCGGCGCAACCCCUAUGAGGCUGAAGUGACUGCAUUGGACAGGGAGAAGAGGGAAUGGAAAUACGUGGUUCACUUGGAGAGGAUGACGUGCUCUUGUAGACAGUGGCAGAUUACUGGAGUGCCGUGUGUCCAUGCCCUCUUUUUCAUUACAUCCCUUAGUGGUCGGGCUAGAGAAAUUGAUCAAUAUGUACAUGAUUACUACUCAGUUGCCCGGUUUAAUGCUACAUAUGUGGACAAUGUGCCUGCUAUAGAGUCCAAACAUCAAUGGGACUUUGUCGAUCCUGGAUUCGUGCUCCAGCCUCUAGUUCAGGGAAGGGCACCAGGAAGGCCCAGGAAAGUUAGAAUAAGAUCAAGUUCUGAGGGCAGUGGACUUGGACCAAGGAAGCGAAAAUGCAAAAGAUGUGGAGGAUUAGGACAUAUUGCAAGAAUUUGUAAAAAUGCAGUAGAUCCAGCUUUCGGAGAGGAUGAGCAUUGGGGUGCAGAAAAUGCAGAUGGGCCACUAGAUCCCUCCACUACGGUGCCCUCCACUGCUGCCUCUGUUAUGCCUUCCUCCUCUACGAUGCCAUCCUCUGUUGCCUCUACGGUGCCCUCCACUGCUGCCUCUGUUAUGAAGAAAAUGAAGAAAGUAAAAGAGGUGGCGGGUACAAGUGAGGACCAAGUUGUGGCAAAAGAGAAGAAAAGAAAGAAAGGAAAAGAGGUGGCGGCUACAAGUGAGGACUAG
Molecule: messenger RNA, 2091 nt
Organism: Panicum virgatum (switchgrass)
Lineage: Eukaryota; Viridiplantae; Streptophyta; Magnoliopsida; Poales; Poaceae
Exons: 1
Coding region: 1-2091 (696 amino acids)
Biological process (GO): DNA transposition
Molecular function (GO): transposase activity; zinc ion binding; DNA binding
Source: RefSeq, a predicted model, not a curated record